This is a messenger RNA of Argiope bruennichi, 853 nucleotides long. It is a transcript of the gene Arpc5, whose product is annotated as actin-related protein 2/3 complex subunit 5-A-like. The transcript has 4 exons. Gene Ontology annotation, biological process: regulation of actin filament polymerization; Arp2/3 complex-mediated actin nucleation; cell migration. Gene Ontology annotation, molecular function: actin filament binding. Gene Ontology annotation, cellular component: cytoplasm; actin cytoskeleton; Arp2/3 protein complex. The record is from RefSeq and is a predicted model, not a curated record. Lineage: Eukaryota; Metazoa; Arthropoda; Arachnida; Araneae; Araneidae. The coding region runs from base 111 to 569 and encodes 152 amino acids.
UCCACUUCUAUCUGUUUUUGUUUAUUGUUAUCUUAUUUGAAGUCUACAAGAAGUGUCAUCUAUUUCAAAUAUUAUUUAAAUAACUUUUCAUAUAUUUUGAGUAAUUCAUUAUGGCUAAAAAUACUAUAUCGUCAGCAUUUAGAAAAAUUGAUGUUGAUCAGUAUAACGAUGAUUGUUAUAAAGAAGAAGAAGCAAGUGAACCUCAUUCGCCUCCUACUGGUCCUGAUGAGCAAGAAAUCGUAAAUUUGGUUAACCAAGGAAAGCAUGUUGAUGCCCUGAAAAUUUUACUACGUUCUGCUCCCAUAGCAACUAAAAAUCAAAGUAUAAAGGAUACUGCAUUUAACUUGGUAUUAAGAGUCAUUCUAUCAAUAAAAACAAGUGAUAUUGAAAAAACUGUUUCCCAAUUGGACAGAGACCAAAUAGAUAUGUUGAUGAAAUAUAUCUAUAGAGGAUUUGAAAACCCAUCGGAAGGCAGAAGUGCACAGCUGUUGGCUUGGCAUGAAAAAGUUUUUGCUGCUGGUGGAAUUGGAAGUAUUGUAAGAGUGUUAACUGAUAAAAAACGUGUUUGAUUGUGACGCAUUUCAACAGUGAUGAGAAAAUUUUCUAUGAACUUUAUGUUCAAACAGAUGAUGUUUCAUGUCAGUUUCUUGUUAAUUUAUGUUUUUGAAUACCAUAUUUUUUAUUAAAGUAAUGUAUAAAGAAAAUGUAAUAUGUAUAAAUGUUUAUUUUGUUGUGUUUGAUAGGAAGUUUUGUAUCGUUGAAAUGAAAUUUUUAAAUGCAUUCUUAUAUCUUAUGUAACAAUGAAACUAAAUAUUAUUUGCAAAAAAUAAAUUAAUAAAAAUAUUUGCAUGAA